AUGCAGGAAAUGGACAUUCUCAUCCUUGGAGCUGGUUGGACGUCGACAUUCUUGAUUCCGCUAAUAAAGGCUCGUAAUUUGACCUACGCUGCCACAUCUACGACAGGGCGUGACGGCACUAUCAAGUUCAAAUUCGAUCCUUCAGACCCGGACCCUACCUACUUCAAGGUUUUGCCCUCUGCUCGCAACAUCUUGAUUACCUUCCCGCUCAAUCAAGAAGGCCAGGCCAACAAGCUGGUCUGGGCGUACAACUUUACACACCAACACCCAGGAACCAAUGCUCGUUUCCUGCAGCUCGGAUCAUCUGGUAUCUGGCAAAUCGAUCAAAAGACGACAUGGGUAGACCGACACUCGCCGUACAACAAGGAGAGUGCACGAGCAAUUUCUGAGGACGAAUUGAUGUCCUUGGGUGGCUGCGUACUCAACCUCUCCGGAUUGUGGGGUGGAGAGAGACAGCCAAAGAAUUGGGUCAGCAGGGUAGCAACCACCAAGGAGCAGGUCAAGAGCAAGAAGAGCUUGCAUCUGAUCCACGGCGAGGACGUGGCAAGGGCUAUUCUCGCAGUCUUCGAUAAGUGGGAGCAUGCCAAGGGUUCACGUUGGAUGUUAACUGAUGGUCAAGUCUAUUGUUGGUGGUCGCUCAUAGUAGGCUGGGCCAAGGAAGGCAAGCACGUAGACGAAGAGCCCAGCAAGCAGAGCCAAUGGGUGUAUGAAUUGAUGCAGGAAGAAGAUGUCAAGGCUUUGCCGAGAGAUAUGGAGACGCUGGGCAGGUGCUACGACAGCCGCGAGUUCUGGAAGACAUUCGAUCUUAUACCCUUGAGAAGCAGGAUAUAA
Molecule: messenger RNA, 831 nt
Organism: Aureobasidium melanogenum CBS 110374
Lineage: Eukaryota; Fungi; Ascomycota; Dothideomycetes; Dothideales; Saccotheciaceae
Exons: 1
Coding region: 1-831 (276 amino acids)
Source: RefSeq, a predicted model, not a curated record